Molecule: messenger RNA, 343 nt
Organism: Adineta steineri
Lineage: Eukaryota; Metazoa; Rotifera; Eurotatoria; Adinetida; Adinetidae
Source: the annotation of a GenBank genome assembly
AUCGAAAGAAAUCUAUGCUGAAGUUAAAAAACUAUCUGCAGAACUUCUUCAACAUGGUCAUCAAUAUGAUUCAAGUUGGAUCACACGACCUUUAAAUAAAGAUGAAACUGUCGAAUCAGCUCUUUGUGGACAUAGUGAACGUCUUGCAAUUGCUUGGAAUUUUGUUGCAAAUCCUAAUGCAUCACGAAUUCAGCUGACGAAUAACCUUCGUCUUUGUGGAGAUUGUCAUCGUGCAACUAAAUUAAUUGCCGCAAUUCGUAAAUGUAAAAUAAUUGUACGUGAUGCAAAUCGUAUUCAUCACUUCACCACCGAUGGAAAAUGUUCAUGCAACGAUUAUUUCUAA